AAUUCUCGCAUCCUCUACGCUCAGCGCCCAAGCUUUUCACGUCCUAUUUGAAACUGAUAGGAAACCCUCUCAUUGUUUCACAACAUGGAUAUUAGCGCCGAUGAAGGAAGCGCUCCAUCAGAUAAUCAGCCGGCAGCGAGCUGGCUUCCAGCACCAGCUAGCUACCCGGACUCACUUCUCCACUUCCCUCUUCCCAGGACCCCAGACUCAACACACGCCUGUUCAAGACAGAGUUCCUCGAGUCAGGUUCAGGCUGUUAGUUUGGUGGCACCUUUACCUGCUGAGCCGUCUUGCAGAUCUGUGAGAGGAGGCAUUUUUAAAAUCCAGAAACACCGUGUUCAGUGCAGUGUACCUAUUCUGAAACAAAACAUCAGCACUGUGGAAGGGACCCCACCCCACACCAGAUUCAACACGGGCAACACUGUCUUACUGUCAUUACAUGGAGCUCAUGAUGCCAACCAAUGUUGUGUGGCGGGGAGCAGCAAGUCUGGGGAGAGACUGGCUCCAUCACCUCCAGUUGCCCGAUCACAACUUCUAAGGGCCAGGAUCUUCAACUCCAAAAUAGCUGCUUCUACGCUUGCCUCCCCUCUUCCCUUCCUGUUCUCCUCUGGCUUUUCCUGGACCACUGCCAGUGAGGGCACGAGGGCAGCUUCCUGGUGCCCGACUUGGGACUGUUACGGUGAGAGCUUCCUUCCUGAACAUCACAUCUGCUGGUCCUCCUCCUCUGUGGCCCUGAGAAGCCAGGCAACAGCUGGGUGCCCAGGAGGGGCCCAUCCUCAAGUGACCAGGCACAAGACCCCAAGACUCCGUCAACAUGAGGCUGGGUCAUGGGAACCAGGGCUGUCUUCUGGGCUGGACAGCCGCUACAGGGCCACAGUGACCUUCAACACUAAUCACCCUUGGUCUCAUCCCAGGUGGAGUUCAAACAUGUGCAGAACCUUCCUGCGUUAUCCUUCCAAGUUCUGGGGUCACAACAGAUGUCAAGUCUCCUGGCCCACCUCAAGGGGAAUGCACGGCCGCUGUCUUUUCCUGGAGCACUUCUACUGAGAGUCCAGGAGGCGUGGUAGCGCCCCCGUAGCUGUCGCUGUGGAGAGACACUGUCAGGGACAGUGAUGAGGAUGCAUACGCUGCCUGUGGGAGGUUCUGUAGGCAGUCAGGGUGAGCUCGAGGACUCCUGAGGUAUUGUUGGCAAUCCUGUGGUACUGUGGCUCUCAGGUCUCAGUGACAAGCCUUGAUGGACCACCAUUAUUUCUUCUCUUUCUAACUCCUCCUGACUCCCCCCACCCCUCUGGGAGCCUAACCACCCUUAGCCUACACUGAACAAUAAGAUUUGACUGACCAGGUCCCCAUUUGGCUCUGGAGGUCAUUGCAGUCAUAGUUAGCCCAUGCCCUGCCUUGUCCUGCUCACAGCCACACGUUUAGAGACAACGUUAGCCAAAGAUAUCCCUGUUCCUGGUGACCUCUAGGCUGAGGAGACAUGAGGGCUGGGGCUGCUGCAGCCAUCUUGUCCCAGGAGGAAAGUGAAGCCAUAGAAGUGAGCCAAGAGGGGGAACUGAGCUGAGCGGAAGGAAUGGUAUUUAGGUGUCUCUUGACCUGAGCAAAAUGUGUCCAGAUUUCCGCUGCCCAUCAGUCUAUAGAGCUGAGCUAGUCAGGCCAGGCUCUGUUGCCUGAUUCGGAGAGCUAUUGACCUGGAAUGUGUUGUGGGGUGGGGGCUCUGAAAUUUCUUCCUUGGCCCCUGCCUUCUCUUCCCUCAAUGGCGGGACACCAUACUUGCUUGAUUCUGCUCUCCCCUUGGGACUUGUCUUCUGUACUCUGUGACUCCUGAUGGCAUGUGUGUUGGUCCAGCCUCACAGGGAACAGAACACAGGUCACCCGAGUUUGAGCACGUCACCCGACAUUGGCCACGUUAAUGGCAAGGGCCUCAUUAGUGAUCCCGGACAGUUGCCAUGUUGACGAAGCACGGGCUUGGUUAUCUGGAAGCUCCCGUAGCCCCCAUCCCUUCUCCACCCUGACCUCUCCUCCAACUUUGUCCAGGGUUCUGCUCAUCAGUCUCACGAAGAACCUGCAGCCACGAUGACCAGAGAUGAACCAAGUUUUGGCCUGAAAAUCCAUUUCCCUCAAGCUGGACUUACCCCUCCCCAAAGAAGUCUUCCUUGACCACCAGCCCCUUUUAUUCCGGUCCUCCUAUCUCUCCACCCCUGCCCACAGACAUCAGCUAGGGAAUUUCUUUGCCUGGAGGCCAGUCCAGCAGGCCACUGAGCUGUGUCUCUCCUGUCGUGUGCCGUGCUUCUCCUGGAACUCAGGGCAGAAGUGAGCAAACCCAGCAAACAUGUGGGUCUGCUGUGCACCCGGGAGGGAAGACGUGGUGGCUCCAGGCCUGCACCGUGGAUUAUGAGGAGACUCAGAACAGGGUAGCUCAACCUUAGCUGGUUCAGAAUGACAGCACCUUCCUGCUUUCCUCAGGAGCAGUGGGGACAGACCUGGCCUCCACCUGCUGGCCACACUCAGGGCUGAGCUCUCGGAAACAUGGAUCUCUCAGUCUGUGACUGGAAAUUUUCUUUUGGAGAUGUCAGAGCGCCGGCUCACUGCCGCCAGAAGGGGGUGACUGUGCCGUAUGCGUGUCCAGCUCUUCUGUUCUCCCUAAGGCCCUGUCACCCUUGGGCCCACUUCUAAAUGUCUUGCCUGUGGAGCACUCAGGUCAUAGGUGACAGAGACCCAAGCACUCCCCAAAGCUUGCUUCAGGUGUGGGUGAAUCCAGGGGCUUAGCUGGGGUCACCAAACCAGUCUGUUCUGGCUGCUUGCAUCUGUCCUUCUAUGGAGUCCACCCUUAUAAAGACUUCCCAAAAGUGACAAAUUUGUCCUGAACUCUGUCAGAUAUUUCUAAGGACAUUGUCUGUCGAAGCCCUGACAUCUGGCCCCAUAAGACAAGCUGGGAUGGCAUUUGUGCCCGAGUGGCUGAUGCUGGGGUCUGAACCCUUAUAUGAGGCCUGGAGGGUCCAGGGCAUGAAUAAUGAAAGCAUGGACAGACGAAGGGAGACGACCAAACUUGUGAAUCACUCAGUGUCAUCUGUGAGAAGCAGGAAGAGGUGACAGUCCCUCCGAAGGCUCACCAUGACUGGAGCUAGCCUGGGAGGGAUCUGGAGGGGACUUGAGGCCAGAGGCUUUAAGUAGGCCAGCUCUUUGUUACUGUAACAAAACCCUAAGAACCAGCAACUUAGGGAAGAAAGGUACAGCUAGGCUCUGUGCCAAGGGUCAGCUUUUCCUCUGAAAGCUGGGAGGCAGGCGCUGGGUGGAGCUGUGCGUCUUCCUAUUACCCUCUUAUGAGAUCACUCCAGUGGACAUGUGUGUAACACAAUUGACAAAAACCGAGAGACAGAUAUUGGGGUUCAACCUGAAGGUCAGAAAAGCAAAGCAGCCAGCCACUGGCUCUUACGUCUACCUCAGUCCAAAAUGGUA
Molecule: messenger RNA, 3456 nt
Organism: Myodes glareolus (Bank vole)
Lineage: Eukaryota; Metazoa; Chordata; Mammalia; Rodentia; Cricetidae
Source: RefSeq, a predicted model, not a curated record